Messenger RNA from Drechmeria coniospora, 2613 nucleotides. RefSeq lists its product as uncharacterized. Gene Ontology annotation, molecular function: DNA helicase activity; DNA binding; ATP binding. The coding region runs from base 1 to 2613 and encodes 870 amino acids. Gene Ontology annotation, biological process: establishment of sister chromatid cohesion; nucleobase-containing compound metabolic process. The transcript has 4 exons. NCBI's taxonomy places the organism in Eukaryota, Fungi, Ascomycota, Sordariomycetes, Hypocreales, Ophiocordycipitaceae. The record is from RefSeq and is a predicted model, not a curated record. Gene Ontology annotation, cellular component: nucleus.
AUGAACGAUACCGAUGGCGCUGAAGUGGUCGCCCAUCGCAUGGAGAAGCUGGACUUUCACCAUCCGUACACGCCCUAUGAUGUGCAGAACGACUUCAUGAAGACCGUCUACCAAGUCUUGGAGGCUGGCAAUGGACAAGUCGGUAUACUCGAGAGCCCAACGGGAACGGGCAAGUCUCUGUCUCUCAUAUGUGCCUCGUUGACGUGGCUGCGGAACCACAAGGCCACCCGACACGAAGCCGAGCUGCGAGCGGCAGGCGAGGCACUCAAGGGUGAACCGGCGUGGCUUGUCGACCAGCUCCUGCAGCGCAAAAGAGACGAGCUCGUUCGUGCGUGGGAAGACCGAGAGAAGCGACUGGUAGCCCUUCAGGUGAAGGAGAAGGCCCUCGAGCAGCGGGCUCGGAAACGAAGGCGUGUCGAGGUGGCGGCCGACGCGGGCGUUCCGAAGAGCGCCGAGGACGAGGACGCCGAGUGGCUCCUCGACGUCGAAGGACCGGACCUCGCGAAUGAUCCGCUCUCCGGCCUCAGCAAGGAAUCGCGCGAGGUGCUGGAGAGGAUGGGCCUCGGGGGGCCGAAAAAGCGCGACGACGACGAGGGCAUGCCAAAGGAAGACAUCAAGAUCUAUUACACCUCGAGAACGCACUCGCAGCUCUCGCAGUUCAUCACCGAGCUGCGUCGACCGGCGUUUCCAUCUUCGCUGCCGACGUCGGUGGCCAAGGAUCAAGCGGCGGCAUCGGAAAGCGUCAAGAUGCUACCGCUCUCGUCUCGGCAGCGGCUCUGCAUCAACCCGUCGGUGUCGCGGCUAGGGUCCGUCCAGGCCAUCAACGACCGGUGCGCGGAGCUGCAGCAGAACAAAGGGGGCAAGAAGUGCGCGUACGUGCCUAGGGAAGAGCUCCUCGGCCAGACGCACCAGUUCCGCGACACGGCCCUCGCGACGCUGCCGGACAUUGAAGACCUUUUCCGGCUCGGAAAGUCGCUGGCCGUCUGCCCGUACUACGCCUCGCGCGCGGCACUCACCGGCGCCGAGAUCAUCACGCUGCCGUACCCGCUGCUGCUCCAGCGGAGCGCGCGAGAGGCGCUGGGGAUCAAGCUCGAAGGCAACGUCGUCAUCAUCGACGAGGCGCACAACAUCAUGGACGCCGUGGCCAACGUGCACGCGGCGGAGAUGAAGCUCAGCGAGCUACGCAGGGCGAGGAGCAUGCUGGCCGUCUACGUGAAGCGAUUCGGGAAGAAGCUCAAGGGCGAGAACCGCGUCAACGUCGGGAGGGUCGGGCGCGUCAUCGACGGACUGAGCGAGUGGAUGGAAAAGGCGCAGGGUCUUGAGCACGAAAAUGGCAUCGUCGACUCGAACGAGCUGACACGACCGAAGAACAUUGACCAGAUCAACAUGUUUGAGCUGAUCCGGUACAUUCAAGGGUCGAAGCUGGCGUACAAGAUCGAGAGCUACGCGGCGCACGUCGACAAGGACAAGGACGGGGCCGAGGCGCGCGCCGGCACGCCCGUCCUGCACUCGCUGGUGUCGUUUCUCGUGGCGCUCACGAACCCGAGCUCCGAAGGGCGCAUCUUCUACGCGAAGCUCUCGACGUCGGACGUGCAGCUGUCGUACCUGCUCCUCUCGCCGACGCACGCAUUUGCGUCGGUGGCCUCGAGCGCGCGCGCCGUCAUCCUCGCGGGCGGCACCAUGUCGCCGUUUGACGACUACAGACACCACCUGUUCCCGUCGCUCGAGGCGCGCAAGCUCACGACGCUCAGCUGCGGACACGUCAUCCCGAAGGAGAACCUGUGCGUCUGGACGCUCGCGGGCACGCGGCCGGGCGCGCCGGCAUUCGAGUUUAGCUUCCGGCGGCGGCGCGACGAGGCCAUGAUCCGCGAGCUCGGGCUCGCCCUCGUGAACCUGUGCGCCGCGGUGCCCGACGGCGUCGUCGUCUUCUUCCCCAGCUACGGCUACCUGGACGAAGUGGUGGGCGUGUGGCGGGCGAAGGGAGGGACGGCAUCGAUAUGGGAGCGGCUCGAAGGGCGGAAGACGGUGCUCAGGGAGACCAAGGGCGCGUCGAGCGACGAGGUGCUGAGGGAAUACUCGGACGCCAUCCUCGGCGGCGAGGCAUCGGCGGCGGCGUCGGCGGCGACUCGAAGCGGGGGCGCGCUGCUCCUCAGCGUCGUCGGGGGCAAGAUGUCCGAGGGCAUCAACUUCUCCGACAGGCUGGGCCGGUGCGUCGUCGUCGUCGGGCUGCCGUACCCCAACGCCAUGUCGGCGGAGUGGAAGGCGAAGAUGGAGCACGUCGAGGCGACGGUGACGGCGCUCAACCUCGGCCGGGGCGUGGCCGGGGAGGCGGCGGCGGCGGCGGGCAAGCAGGCGGCGCGGGACUUUUACGAGAACGGCUGCAUGCGGGCGGUGAACCAGAGCAUCGGCCGGGCCAUACGGCACCGCGGCGACUACGCGGCGAUUGUGCUCGCCGACCGGCGCUACGGCACCGACCGGAUCCGGGGGAAGCUGCCGGGGUGGAUUCGGGGGGCCAUGAGGGCCGAGACGGCCGACGGCGGCAACGCGAACAUGCUGGGUGGCUUGAUGGGCGCGCUCGGCGGCUUCUUUCGGCGGCACAAGCAGGGAUCAUGA